Messenger RNA from Alternaria ethzedia, 540 nucleotides. RefSeq lists its product as uncharacterized. The transcript is spliced from 3 exons. The coding region runs from base 1 to 540 and encodes 179 amino acids. NCBI's taxonomy places the organism in Eukaryota, Fungi, Ascomycota, Dothideomycetes, Pleosporales, Pleosporaceae. The record is from RefSeq and is a predicted model, not a curated record.
AUGCCCGCGAUCGCGCCGGAUGACAAAGAUGAGGACGAGGAUGAGGAAGACGAGUCGCUAGACGGAGGUGGCGGUAUGGCGCUCGAUGCUGCGUUUGAUAGGACGUCUGAUGCUGUAGCAGGAGCGGAAGAGGGUGUGGGUGAUGCUGAGUCUGAUGCAGACGAAGUAACCUCGGAAGUCGGUGACGCGGAGCUGGGUUGUAUACUCGAACUACUUGUCGGAGCAGCGCUGGCACUGGCUAGUGACACGAGCCUCAAGAUUAGCGCAUGGCACCGAGUCGGCUUCUUCGCAGACAGAUGGCUGGUCGACGUAACAGCCAGGCUCGCUAUUGGGAUUGUCGAUGCAGCACCAUCCUUUAUCGAGGAGGUUCUGGCACUGGGGGUAGCUUUCUCCCUUUCGGAUACAGCAGAGCGUAUUGCUGGGGUUGCAGUAAGGCAGAACAGGAAGAAGACCCAUCGCGAGACCGUGAUGAACGAGCCAGCCAUCGGUCAAGCGGAUUUGGUGUUGAAGGCCGAAGGUAACAAUGCGGUACGCGUCUAG